AUGCAGCUACCUCCUCAGCAACAAUAAUUGGAGGAGAUUAUAAUGCAGUCCCUAACCCACAAAUAGACAGAUUUCCAAUUUCUAAUAUCUCAAGACCAGAAUCAAAAAUAUUCACAGAACUAUAG
Entrophospora sp. SA101 is the source of this 125-nucleotide messenger RNA. NCBI's taxonomy places the organism in Eukaryota, Fungi, Glomeromycota, Glomeromycetes, Entrophosporales, Entrophosporaceae. The record is from the annotation of a GenBank genome assembly.